AUGACUCCAUUACAAGCAUCACCCUACUCACCAGCUAUCACUGAACUUGAGAAUAACCUGUCAGUAGUUUUGGACCAGCUCUUAAGUGGAGGCAUUGGGAGUGGAGGUACGAUAGGGAUAGGCAUCGCCAUUGACAAAAUCAAAAUCAAAGAACGUCUUCGUUGGGAUCCAGCACUUGAUAUGAUUCUGGGAGUUUGUCGUGAGCACGUCGGGAAGUAUGUCUUGGAUUUCCAUUCCAUUGCGCAAGCAGAGGCACUCUAUGAUGCUUUACAGAGCGGGGAGGUGCAUCUAGCUUCGGAGGCUACCGUUAUUGCACUAUACUGCCUUUCCAGUCAUCCAAAGUUAUAUGCUGCCCGGCCGUUCGUGACCUCAGGAACCUGUAAGACAGAGGAUGCCAUAGCGCAUGAAAAAUUGCUACAUCUUGUCUUGGGAGCUGUAAAAAACAAGGUCAAAGGGUCGGGACUUCGAGUCUACUUCAUGUCAAGUGACGGUGAAUCUCGCUGCCACCAAUCUUUCAUUUCCAUGUUCCUUCGCGGAUACCUCUCAUCAUCAGACCCACUAUACAAACUCCUCAACCGACUGCUUCUCUUCAAUCUUGCUUGUGGUGACGAUGGUAUGACUCCAGAUUUUGAUUGGAAGCAUGUCCUAAAACAGUUUCGGAAUGUGCUUCUGCGACUGCUCAGAAUAACAUUAAACAAUGUUACCAUCACUAUACCCAUACUACAACAGCACCUUGAAAGAGACGGAAUGUCUUCUCUAAUCAGUCACUCCCUUCUUGUACCCAAUGAUCAGCAGGAUGUUACGCUCAUGCUACGAUUGCUGAACUCCAUUGGAAACCUCAGCUUUCCGGACAACUCGUUUAGCCCUUCAUUGCGAGCGACUUGUCUCAUGCUGUGGCUAUUGGGACAUCUCUACCAUGCACUGCUUGAGGCCUAUCUUGACAUUGAGCUCAGACUAAAAGAGCGGCUGAUGAGGCUAAGCAUCGUCUCUCACCUUGUGUUGGCACUGUACUCCAGUGACAGGGGAGACUUUGCGCCAGUUCAACUCUACUUUGAUGUUCAGAGCAUGGUGAAGAAUAUAUACUUCAGUGUUGGAAAGACGAAGUUGGACAAUCCCAACGCGGAUUUCCAUGUCAUUCUGAUGGGCACGGAUGGACUGGAAAAGGUUUUCGGGAUGAUCAGAACAAUGGUUGGAAGCGAUACAAAUCCAGAUCAACUACAACUCACCAAUUGA
Molecule: messenger RNA, 1233 nt
Organism: Marasmius oreades (fairy-ring Marasmius)
Lineage: Eukaryota; Fungi; Basidiomycota; Agaricomycetes; Agaricales; Marasmiaceae
Exons: 2
Coding region: 1-1233 (410 amino acids)
Source: RefSeq, a predicted model, not a curated record